Papaver somniferum (opium poppy) is the source of this 939-nucleotide messenger RNA. RefSeq names its product LON peptidase N-terminal domain and RING finger protein 1-like. The record is from RefSeq and is a predicted model, not a curated record. The transcript has 6 exons. Gene Ontology annotation, molecular function: nucleosome binding; metal ion binding; ubiquitin-protein transferase activity. Gene Ontology annotation, cellular component: nucleus; site of double-strand break. Gene Ontology annotation, biological process: double-strand break repair. The coding region runs from base 1 to 939 and encodes 312 amino acids. NCBI's taxonomy places the organism in Eukaryota, Viridiplantae, Streptophyta, Magnoliopsida, Ranunculales, Papaveraceae.
AUGGCGACGGAGGAAUUCCAAAGCCCUCAACACCAUAAAAAUGUUGUUCACAGAGACAUUAUCAUCAGUCCUGGGUUCAGAUCUGUGGCUGCGAUGGCUGGUCGGGAUGUAGAAGCCUUAUUAGCAGCAUCACAAGUAGUUGAAGAUACACCUGAAAGAGAAUCAUUAGAAUCUCAGAAACGAACCAAUUUAGCAUCCAAAACUCCGCAAACUAAUUCAAGAAGGAUUCAAAGAUGUAGUCCUGUUACAAACCCUGCAUUAGUUCUUAACCUUGAUGAUGAUGAUGUUGAAGCAAGAGUUACAUGCCAUGACGGCCCCGUUGCUGGCAAAGAACCACAAAUUGAAUUUCUGAAAGAAGAGAGGAAACAAGAAAAUAAGGGCCGUACCGAGCCCAAAUCUGAGGAAAUGCCGCCUGCAAAUCUUCCUUGUAUGGAUAAAUUGAGGGAAGAAUUAUCUUGUGCUAUUUGCUUGGAGAUUUGCUGUGAACCAAGUACUACUCCUUGUGGUCACAGUUUUUGCAAGAAAUGUUUGAAAUCUGCAGCGGAUAAAUGCGGUAAAAAGUGCCCGAAAUGCAGACAACUGACUGGAAAUGGAAGAUCUUGUAUUGUGAAUACAAGUCUUUGGAACACAAUACAGCUUUUGUUUCCACAAGAAGUAGAAGCAAGAAAAGCUGUCGCGGCCAAAAACAGUCGAGAAGAAGUCAAGGAUCAGAGUAGUGUAGGAGAGGAUUCUAUUUCAAGAAGUCCGAGUGGUAGGACUAAUUCAAUGAUGAUGACAAAUCCAAGUAACAUUAGAGUGAGUUCUAGUUCAAGAAAUCAAAGUGGUAGGUCUAAUUUUAUGGAGAUGAAUAGAGUGGAUUCAGUAAGAUUGAGCAGCUCAGUGAGGAUUAGAAGAGCUAGGCCUAGUGAAGCAGAGGAUGCUGCAUUAGCUUUGAGAUGA